CCAAUGUUAAUGUUUAAAUGCUUUCCGACUCAGUGGGUAGAGUUUCCCAUAGAGAAAGGUGUUGUUGUAGUUUGAAUGUUCGUUUUGAAACGGAGAUACAAUGGCCAGACGUAUCAAAUCGAAGGCACUGCGAUUCAAGUCCAAAUUCAUAACCGCUGAGCUGGCUCGUCUCUUCAGCCAGUCGGAUAGUGAGGAGGAGUUUGAAGGCUUCAGUGAAGAAGAGGAAAGAGUGGACAGAAGACAUUUUAACAAGCAAUUUAAGACAAAGAGAGUGGAGUCGGAUGAUGAGAGUGAUGUGGACACAGGUUUCUACUCUGAUGGUGAAGAGACACCGGUGCCCAAGAGGAGAAGUCUCUUAGUGGCGCUGAGAUUUCCAGUCAAACAGCCGUCCACCCCCAAGCAGGAGCCCAAAAAGAAAAGCGUGAAAAAGCCGGUCCAAGAAACCCUGGCACAGAGGAUGAGACAGAAGAUGAAGAAGCAGGAACCACACAGACAAGAGAAAGAAGAAGAAGAAGAAGAGCAGGAGCAGGGCGAAGAUGAGGUCUUGUACCAGAGCCUAAGGAAACGGGAUAAAAACAUCCAGGAGAACAAGGCCAUGCUGGCUAAGCUGUUUGCAGAUCUCACCACCAUGGCUGAUCUGACUCUUCCCGCCACUCCUCACAAGAAGAAGCGCUCCCCCGUGAAAACAACACCACGCAAACGCAAAUUGGAACUGGACAACGGGUCAGAAAGGAGGAACCCGUCCCGUAAGGCUCGUCCUCCUGAGAACUUUGCCGUGGAGCAAGUGUGUGAGCCACUGCCUCGUAGGGGCCCCAAGACGAUAGACCUCAGGAGACUUGUGGAGGUGGAUGAGGAGCUCGCUGGUGAGAAAAUCAAAAAGAAGCGCCACAGACGCAGUCAAUUUGAUUUCAAGACUGUCGAUGACGUCACCAAGGAAGACCUGGACAACAUAGCAUACCGUAGCAAAGACAAAAUCUGGGACAAAGAGAACGGAAGUUCGUGCCACCAAUGCAGACAAAAAACACUCGACACCAAGACCGUGUGCCGCAGCGGGUUCUGUUCGGCAGGCAAAGGGCAGUUCUGCGGGCCGUGUCUCAAGAACCGCUACGGCGAGGACGUGCGCACCGUAUUGCUCGACCCGACAUGGUCAUGUCCCAUCUGCAGAGGGGUGUGUAACUGCAGCCUGUGUCGGAAAAAGGAGGGUCGCUGUGCAACUGGCCUCUUGGUAGGACUGGCCCGCUACAACGGCCAUGACAAUGUCCAUGAGUACCUGGAGAGCAUUCAGAAGGAGCUACAGUAAAGUCCAGGCUGAACUUCCAUCACACUUGAUACCUGCUCAGUACUGUAGAACUCCUUUUUUAAAUACAUAUUUCUAUGUUGUAGCACAAUCACUGUUAUAGUUUCUAAAUAUAUUUUUAGCUUUACGUUUUUAAGUUGGCUGUUUCUCACCAGAAAAAAAAAACAUUAACAUCCUAGUUACUUCUGCAAUAGGAUCAUUUUAUACUACCGUUUUUGUAAACAUUGUUGUCAGGUUACUGUCAUAUUACGGUUCUAAUAAAGAAUCAUUUCUAA
Doryrhamphus excisus (bluestripe pipefish) is the source of this 1572-nucleotide messenger RNA. It is a transcript of the gene cdca7b, whose product is annotated as cell division cycle associated 7b. The record is from RefSeq and is a predicted model, not a curated record. Gene Ontology annotation, cellular component: nucleus. Gene Ontology annotation, biological process: regulation of DNA-templated transcription. NCBI's taxonomy places the organism in Eukaryota, Metazoa, Chordata, Actinopteri, Syngnathiformes, Syngnathidae.